AUGAUUUUCUCCACGUGUUAUUGUCUUAUCAAUAUACUAAGAAAUGAAGUUGGAGAACCACCUGAUAGGCUGCUUGACUCACUGGAAUGGAGGCCUGGUGAGGAGAGUGAUUCUGAGUCAUCUAGGGAGACAAGUAGUGCUGGCAGCAGCGAUCGUGAAGCAGAUAAGCGAUCCAAAUCCAUAGUUGAUGAAUGUCGGCCUCAUCAGAAUACCAAGCAACUGAACAGGCUGUCAGCGAGAGAUAAAUUUGUCAAAAGUUCAUCGAGUGAUGAAGCUGAAAUUUCCAAUUUGCCUGGAUUAUUCUUGUUUGAAUACUUAGAACAAGAACAAUCGCAUCUACGCAAACCACUGAUUGAUAAGGUAUAUUAA
Molecule: messenger RNA, 369 nt
Organism: Fraxinus pennsylvanica
Lineage: Eukaryota; Viridiplantae; Streptophyta; Magnoliopsida; Lamiales; Oleaceae
Source: the annotation of a GenBank genome assembly